AUGGCCUCCGACUCCCGCCCGCCGUCCCCGCUGAUGGCGCGCCUGUCCCAGCCCAUCGCCCGCGCGCGCUGGAAGCUGGAGAGGUACUUCCAGAGCCGGGCCUCGGGCGGAGGGGAGUGCACGGUCGUGCCCGUGGACCUCAGCGCCGGGGACACCUUCCGCGUGCAGUUCCUGAAAAGGUCAGCUAAGGAUGGAGUGUUGAAGAGAGAACAGCAUCAGAUAUUGGUUGAUGACAAACCAGUGAGCAUUUUCCUGGAAACCAUGAAAAAUCCGAUAGAGGACACAAGACCCAAAGUUUCUUCCUCAACACGGCCACGAGCUCAGAUACCAUCUGAUGAGACACAACCAAAUGAAGGACCUGUUCUUAACUCCAUGGACUCCGUUGUCCAAAAGAUCUUUCUUACUGUGGCAGCUGACCUGAACUGUGAGCUGUUUUCCAAAGAACAGAGGGCACACAUAACCGCCAUCUGCCCUGGUAUCAAGAAGAUGGAAAGGGAGAACGGAAUUGAGAGGGUGUUUGGUAACUUCAAAGAUAUUGAAAAGAUAUAUCACUUUUUGAGUGAGCAGCUCAUGGAAAGUGAGAAGAAACAGUGGGAUUCCCCUCCCACCUCAAGGAGAGGACCGCCCGGCCCUCAGGAUCGAGACAGCUGUCUUUCCUUUUCGAACCCAAAAGCCAGCUCAGAGGCAAACGGCAGCAGCGGUUUUACAAGCAAGCAAGUGCCUUUAACCACUGAGCCAUCUUCCCAGUCCCAAGACAGCAGUUUUGAAGUUCCCUUGCCUUUCCUCGAAUAUUUCAAAUAUGUAUGUCCUGGUAAAAUAGAGUCGAUUGCGAAAAAGUUUGGCGUCAGCAUCCAAGUCCAAGACCGCUCCUUCAAUAUGGUCACGAUAGACUUCGCCUCUGGCCCAGGCGGCGACUUAGAAGCCGCCCGCGAGUCUUUUGUCAGUGACUUUCAGAGAAACAUACAAGGCCUGAGGCUAGAAAGCGUCACUUUAGCCGACAGGGAGCAGGCGAGGGGGCUCAGACAGGAGUUGAGUCACUUGUUCACAAAACUCCUGAUCAAGGAGCAGGGGCAAACGCUGACCCUCCUCGGGACCGAAGAUGACAUUUCAGCCGCCAAAGAAAAACUCUCUGAAACCGUCAUGGGGACACCUGUGAAAAUAGUGACUGCUGGCUUCAAGAAGGCAAUGGAGGUGGACACUGCUUGCUAUAAGCUUCUAGAAACCGAGUUACUCUUGGAGAUAGCAGAGAUAGAACGAAAGUAUAAUACUUGCAGUAAAGUCCAAGAGAAAGGCCAGAAAACGUGCAUCCUAUUUGAGCCCAAAGAGAAGGAGGUGGAUUUGUCCGUGCACUCUUACACAAGUUUCAUAGAUGCCUUUCAGCAAGCUGCGCAUCAGCUGAUGACAGAGGUCCUGUCGCUGAGAUCUCUGGGCAAGGAGGGAAAGCAGUUAUUUGGGAACAAGUUUGCUGAUGACUUUAAGGAGAAAUACCCAAAUGUGCACUUGGUGCUGAGACGGAGGUCGGUGACGUUGACUGGUUUGCCAAACCACCUCGCAGCCGCGAAGGGUUACCUCUUACAAAGGAUGGGAGAGUCGCCAUCGUCAGGAGAGAGGUCCAGUGUGGAUCAUGAAAUGCCCAUGGAUAUUGAUGGGAAUGAUUCAAAAGCAACUUUACCUCCACACGGCGGCUCUGCCAGCUCUGAGGCCUCCACAGUCAAUGAGAAGGAGAAGGAGAAGGACAUCUGUGUCAUCUGCAUGGACACCAUUAGUGACAAACAUGUGCUCCCCAAAUGCAAGCAUGAAUUCUGUGCCCCUUGCAUCCGCAAAUCCAUGUCCUACAAACCAUCCUGUCCUGUGUGCAUGACUCUCUACGAUGUCCAUAGAGGGAACCAGCCAGAUGGAACCAUGUCUUACACUAUUUCGAGUGAUUCCCUCCCGGGUUAUGAAUCCUGUGGCACGAUCACCAUUUACUACAAGAUGAAAGGCGGCAUUCAGACAGAUCAGCACCCAAACCCCGGGAAGCGUUAUCAGGGAACAGACAGAACUGCAUUUUUGCCCAAUAAUGAAGAAGGAAGGAAGGUUUUGGAUCUGCUUCAGAAAGCUUUUCGUCAAAAGCUGAUCUUCACGGUGGGGUACUCCCAAACAUCAGGAGUCUCAGAUGUCAUCACAUGGAACGAUAUCCACCACAAAACAUCCCGGUUUGGAGGAUCAGAAAAUUUCGGCUAUCCUGACCACGGCUACCUGGGACGUGUCAAGUUGGAGCUGAAAGCUAAAGGAAUUGAGUAAAGAAACUGCUGGAAGAAGGUCUUAACCUGAGCUUUGGAAUGCUGUGUUCUGGGGAGACUGAGUUAAUGUUGACCUAAAUCCUGCUGUACAAAAAACUUUAUAAAACUUCUCAUGUCAUUGGGCAUAGUGGCACACGGGAGGUCAAGGUAGGAAGAUUGUUGCGUGUUCGAGGCCAGCCUGAGACUACAUAGUGAACCCCAUGUCAGACACAAAUUUGAUAGUCUAUUAGUGCUUUUUUUGGGGGGGUAACCAAGUUAGGAACUGACUUUAGCCAGGCUAGACUUUAGUUUGAGAUCUUCCCGCCUAAGUAGUUGGGAUUACAAGUGCACACCAUAAUGGGCUUUUUCCUCUCUUUCUUCCUUCUUCCUUCCCUUUCUUCUUUCCUUCCUCCCUUUCAUUUUAUUUUCAUUUUAUUUCUGAAACAGGGCUUUGCUAUGUAGCCCAGGCUGACAUGGAACGUGGAUUCCUUCUGUUUUAGCCUCCCAAGUGCUAGGAUCACAGGCAUGUCCCAACCUAUCCUGGCUU
Molecule: messenger RNA, 2808 nt
Organism: Jaculus jaculus (lesser Egyptian jerboa)
Lineage: Eukaryota; Metazoa; Chordata; Mammalia; Rodentia; Dipodidae
Gene: Dtx3l
Product: deltex E3 ubiquitin ligase 3L
Exons: 5
Coding region: 1-2283 (760 amino acids)
Biological process (GO): Notch signaling pathway; protein ubiquitination
Source: RefSeq, a predicted model, not a curated record